AUCGUAGAGUAAAAGAUGGCGAAACUAGACGAUUUCUUAUCCAAGAAAAAGGAAACUGCCCCAAUUCUUGACUUGUCCAAAACCACCGCCAAUUCCAAAGAGGAAUUCAAGAAGCUACUAGAGAAGGUUCCCGAUUUCAAAAUAAGGACUGAACGUGUACCAGACCACAUAAAAAUUAAAGAUAAACAUUUCAAGUUUAAGUCUGGCAAAAAAGAUAUAAAAGCUAUGAAAGAGAGAUAUACUUUUAUGGAUCCCUUGCCAGUAGAAAUGAAAAAUUUGAACAUUGAUGACCUAGCGGCAGUUUCAAUUGACUGGAAAAUGUUGACAACCCUUCGUCCUAAAAGUAAGGCGGAGGAAAACUAUUUUUCAAGAUUGGUAGAGCUCGGUAAACUUCAAAACAAGAGCAGAACCCAAGAAAAAAAGCAGUUUCAGUCGGAUUCUCAGAUCAAGAAAAUAAAAAAUAAGUCUGGCGUGAUUGAAAUGAGAGUCGUCUCUUGUUCCGAAUGUGGUGAAGACUUUUGUAAUGGUAAAAGUUGCACCAAGUUUGGGUACGACUCGUUCGUACGUAUCCCAGAAGUGCCAGAAGUAUCCCAGAAGACAGUUUCUCCCGAUUCUGUAAGCAAAAUUAAGAGGAAAGUGAAAAGGCGAUCCCAUUCUAAAACUAAAAGUAAAAAGAAAAGUAGCGGCAAAUCAAAGUCCCCGAAGAGAAGUCCAUCCAAAAGUAGCAAGAAGUAA
Anoplophora glabripennis (Asian longhorned beetle) is the source of this 735-nucleotide messenger RNA. RefSeq lists its product as uncharacterized. The record is from RefSeq and is a predicted model, not a curated record. The transcript is spliced from 3 exons. Bases 16 to 735 code for a protein of 239 amino acids. NCBI's taxonomy places the organism in Eukaryota, Metazoa, Arthropoda, Insecta, Coleoptera, Cerambycidae.